UCCGAGCCAAUCCAAUGAUUUCUCGAUCGCGGGUUUCGCGGGGUUUUAGUGUGGUCGUCCGGUCUUCGGAGUUAUCAAAAUUUCAGUACUUUUGAAACUCUUUAUCAGUACCUUUGCUCCUCCCACCGGACUAUAACCAUGAGACGGAUCAAGCAGUCGCAAGUGUCACAAGCUGCGUCUCGCAGUACUGCAAGGCCCAGUGCUUCGUCGUCGAAUGUGGCCACUACUUCCCAAAGAUCAAGUGCCGUGGGAACGGGUAACGACGAAUUCACGAACCUGGUGAACAAUACUGUUUAUUACAUUCUGGUUGCUGACCAGCACAAGACGCCAAUCAAAAGGAAAGAUAUACAGAAGUUUGUACUCAAAGACCACUCCAAGUCUAUAAAGGAAGUGCUCAAAGAAGCAAAGCAUAAGCUGAGCGAGGUGUUUGGAUAUCAGCUGAUUGACCUGAACGACCGGCUGGGGUCCUACAUACUCGUGAGCCAGCUGAAUCUGUCUGAGGCUAGGGAUUUUCUAAACCGAAAUGACGCCGACAACGCCAGGCUUGGUCUCAUCACGUUGCUGCUGGCCCUGAUUCUUAUGAAUAACGGGACAGUCACCGAAGAGAAGCUCUGGAGCUUGUUGUCACUCUUCGGUCUGCAGUCCGAGGCGGACGACCCGGCAUUUGGCGACCUGCGGAAGUUGAUCACGACGGAUCUAGUGAAGCAGGCGUACCUGGAGUACACAGCGGUAACGAACACCGAGCCGCCGACGCAUCAGUUUCGCUGGGGCGUGCGAGCCAUCCACGAGGCCUCGAAACUGACUGUCCUCGAAUUUGUCUGCAAGGUCUUGGGCAACGGGGUACGGCCAGAACAGUGGACUGCGGUGUACAAUGACAUCAUACGCUGCCAACAGCAGGAACAGCAGUAAUCCAUGCACCAACUGCACAUAACUUGUUUGCUGUACAUAACGCUUGCAGAGUUCAUUGCACUUAAUUUUUUUUUAUCAUACCUUCAAGAGCUUAAAAGACUAUGGUAGUCUUUUUCCAAAGAGGUGUAGCGAUGCUUAGUUAAUAUUUGGCACAUGUUUGCUUGCCUCAAAAGAAGGAGGCUUGUUCCACAGUGGGACUUCAGCAUACAUUUCACCAGGGUUUAUGAAGAGAUAUCUUUUAUCGAGUUGCAGAUGUUCCACGAAAAUAAAUAAUGAAAGAAAAUG
Messenger RNA from Ixodes scapularis (black-legged tick), 1194 nucleotides. Its product is annotated as non-structural maintenance of chromosomes element 3 homolog. The record is from RefSeq and is a predicted model, not a curated record. Lineage: Eukaryota; Metazoa; Arthropoda; Arachnida; Ixodida; Ixodidae. The transcript is spliced from 9 exons. Gene Ontology annotation, cellular component: nucleus. Bases 139 to 909 code for a protein of 256 amino acids.